AUGGUGGAUGCAUGCCCGAAUUUGGCUGCUGCUCGAGAGGAGCCUCGGCCAGAGUACAUGCAAGCUAUGACUUGGAAUUUGAAAGGCAAGUCGCUUCAGAAGCUGGACCUUUGGGCCUCGGCAUCUGACGCCUGCUUUGACAUUUUGCUUCUCCAAGAGGUGGGCUCACUCCAUACCUUAAAAAUGGAUGAGCCGGGAUUGGAUGAGCCUUGUGAAGUACUUCAUCACGCAGUCCCUGAACUCAACAUGCAGUUCCUACAUGACUUCCUAAGUUACUUGGGCAUGGUUAUCGCCUUGGAUGAGGAGAGAGUCGACUGCCUUUGCUCCAAGUUCCUGGGAAAGUGGCAUAUGGGCAUCUCCUUUCUUCCUCGAGGACAUGAGAGGGCAAGGUGGGUAAUUAAUGUGCAUCUUCCGCAUUCUGCCAGACCUGACCAUGCGUUUGAAGAGUCCCUUGAAGACCUGCGCCAAAGACUUGUGACGAUCCCCCUAUAUCAUGAAGUUCUCAUUGGCGGUGACUGGAACACAGACCAGGACAGACCAGGAGACACGAGAGCUGAUCAGGUGACGGCGCUGCUGACAGGCAUGGGGUUUCACUGCGUUAAACCUGCUGAACGUACCUGGUUUGGGCCUCGGGGAACUUCCAGUCAACUGGACUAUUUCUUCAUCAACCAGAAGCUUGUUGACUCCUUCCACCCUGAUGCCGAUUCCUACUUCCUAGAAGUUCAACAUGAGGCUCGCAGCGCCUUAAACUCGGAUCACUCCCCGGUCCUCCUUGAAGCAAAUGUUCGCAGCACUCGGCCAAGAGCCCGCCCAGAGCGCCGAGCCCGGAGAAAAGGACGGGCGUCCUCAGCCAAGUGGCAGGUGAAUGCAGCAAUUCUCCAACAGCAGCUGGACACCCUGGAGGUUGCGGUGCCGCUGGGGUCCCUGAGCACCCUCCAGGACCUUCAGUGCCAGUGGCGACAACUGGAAAGCGUGUGCAAAGCAUCUUCAUCCAGGAGGAGUAAGCCACGCUACACUGACAGUGCAGAGCUCAAGAAUAUCUGCAGGCAGCGCAACCGAUGUGCGGAUGCGGCCCAACGUGCACAUCUUACGCGUGUCGUUGUCAGUCGCCGGCAUGCUGAAUGCUUUCAGUGGUGGCAGAGCUGCCAACAGAAGGCCAGCCAAGGCUCCGCGUCACACAUGCAAACAGCCUUCCCUAUAGGCCUGCCCCUCGCCAGAGCAACGCGGACGCGUAUGUCAAGGACCAUGGGAGCAAGCUUGCGGCAGCGUUGA
This is a messenger RNA of Symbiodinium natans, 1272 nucleotides long. The record is from the annotation of a GenBank genome assembly. Lineage: Eukaryota; Dinophyceae; Suessiales; Symbiodiniaceae.